Messenger RNA from Fulvia fulva, 954 nucleotides. RefSeq names its product L-asparaginase 2-4. NCBI's taxonomy places the organism in Eukaryota, Fungi, Ascomycota, Dothideomycetes, Mycosphaerellales, Mycosphaerellaceae. Bases 1 to 954 code for a protein of 317 amino acids. The transcript has 2 exons. The record is from RefSeq and is a predicted model, not a curated record. Gene Ontology annotation, molecular function: asparaginase activity.
AUGGCUGCCCGUGUCUGCUUUGCAUUCGCUGCAAUCGCAGCAGCAUCACCGUUAUCAUGGCACGUUCCCAGGGCAAUUGAGUAUGAUCUGACCACGCCAGUCAACGCCACUCUUCCCAAUAUCACAACUUUUGGUACUGGAGGCACCAUCGCCAGUCAGGGAACUACCAGCACGCAGACAGUUUGGUAUUCCGUCGGCUUGGGAAUCUUAGACCUCGUCAAUGCCCAAGUCUCCAACGUUGGAAGCGACAGCAUCAACCAGACCAUCCUGCUGGAACUAGCCUCCAAGACCAACGCCGAGCUCGCCAAGGACGACGUCUCAGGAGUGGUGGUCACACACGGAACAGAUACGUUGGAAGAGACAGCUUUCUUCCUCGAUUUAGUCGUCAACUCCUCGAAGCCCAUCGUCGUUGCCGGCGCCAUGCGACCAGCCACAGCCCUCAGCGCCGACGGUCCCCUCAACCUCUUCCAAGCCGUGGUCCUUGCUACGGCGUCGAAUGCGCAGGAUAGGGGUACCAUGAUUACCCUCAACGACCGCAUCGGUAGCGCCUUUUACACCACGAAGAACAACGCCAACUCUCUAGACACGUUUUCCAGCACAGAAGCCGGCCAGCUCGGCUUCUUCACCAAUCAAGUGCCGUACUUCUACUAUGCCCCUGCAAGACCAGUCGGAAAGCCAUAUUCCUCGCUCGGCAACGCUACAGGCCUGCCAAAAGUUGAUGUACUAUAUGCACAUGAAGAUAUGGACCCGGAACUCGCUACCAUAGCCGUCGCAGGGGGUGCGGAGGGGAUCGUCUUCGCUGGCGUAGGUGCUGGCGGCGUCUCUUCAGUGGCGCAGACCGCUGCAGAGAACUUGCUCAACGCUACUGGUGUGCCAAUCGUGGCGAGUCACAGGAGUGCCGAUGGCUUCGUGCCCAAUGAUGAUACGAGUUUCAUGGUCGGGAGUGGCUUUUAA